UCUGCCUUUCGCCUGCCACGAAGGUGAUAGUGAAUGGCUUGACGGCCCAUUAUAGUGUAAGGGAUCCGCGCAGCCGUAAUUGCGCAACGAUGGCAGACUCGGUGUCCCUGGAGGACACGCUGCCCGAGGAGGAGAGAGAGUUUCAGAAGGUUAUUGCUUUGAUCGGAGGUAUAGAGAGGAUCUAUUUGGUCAGUGACGCCUGUAAAAGUAAAAACGUGGUUGAGGAUGACGCCGGAAUACUGCAGGAGUUCCUACAUGACAUGUUUCCCAUCAGCAGCCUUCCCAACAGCAAUGGACAACGCUGUUCGCCUCCUUCAAAUAGCCACGACGACUCUCCAAGUGGAAACCACGCUUGCCUCAAUACAGAGAGAGUGAACAUGAAUGAAAUACCACUAACGGUGAGGCCCGAGGAUGUUGAUUUGAGAGCCAGUCCUGUGGGAGAGGACACGGUGAAGGAGACACGGACGGCGCGCAACGGAAACCCUCAGAAAACAGCAACGAGGGGGGCAAACAUUUACAGCCACAAACGAGCGAUAGACUCUCCUGUCAUCAUGUUCAUCUUCAGACAGUCAUUCAUCAGCAAAAUUUCCAACGAAGUGUGCCUGAAAGAGAUUUUGAAGGACGUAAAGGCGCGUACGAAACGUGCCAGAAUUGCUUGGCCAGCUCUAGUUGGAUUAGUACACACCAAAUUAGAGAGCGCCGAGACUCAUCAGUGUGCGCAACUCUUGGAGCGUCUGAUCCGCUCAGUGUUCCACAAACAUUCAACAGAGACAAUAUGGGUUGGCUGUUUCAUUCCGAAGACAGAUGCCCAAACACUCAGCAUCAAGAAAAACACCUGCAAAGUUAUAUAUUCAUCUCAAACCGCAGAUAAUACCAGGAAUAGAGGGGAGCCGCUUUUCUGGCCAUUCCAAUGUUUGUCCUGGCCUCAGAGAAGAGGAGAUAGAGGCCAGACCAACAGCUCUCCGGCCAGCAGGCAAAGAGGUAGCAGCACCAUUCAAAAGUUUGGUCUGACCGAGCUGAAUACAGGCAUUUCAAUUCCCACUAGACCUUUUCUAUUCUGCAUUCAUUUUAUACACUAGCUUUAGUCCUGUUCAGGGUCCUCGGGGGACUGGAGCCUAUCCCAGGUUGCACUACAUGGGCAAAUGGCAGACUACGCCCUGUACAGGCUGCCUGUUUAUCACAAAAGCAACAAACAGAUUCACACACUCACACUUUAUUGGGUGCUCUUUGGAUCAGGUUUACAGUAUACACAGUAUGUUUAUUUUUUGGGAAAACAGUGGCUUAAUUUUUUUCCAGAACUUUAGAAAUUAUUUAGAUCUGUAAGUAUCUGUCCACUGACAAGUUGUAAUGUAAUUUUGAAGAAAGAAAACCCAGAAAGUUAAAACAACUGUAAUUGUAUAAUAUUUAUGUGAAAUUAACAUUUGCACUAUAUUUUAAGGACUACAGCACUUAAGAGAGCAGAAACGCAGCUAAAUCCCGCUGCAACCAAAUUGAAUCAUUUUAUUUAUUAAACACAGUCAGUAACAGCAUUUUAAUUGUUUUUUCAGGUGACAGUGGAAGUGUAGAGGAAGGUAUUCCUCUAAAAGUCAGUUCCUUUUCUUCUGGACCUCAUGUUGACAAAUAAUCAGCUGGAGGAGACAGUUGAUGUCAUGGCACAGGACCUGUGGCUACAGGCAAAUCACUGUAGACAAUACCGUUUUUACUGUGAAGAGAAGAUUUGAAGAGCCCCCCUACGUGUGAUGGGGUUUCCUCGUGGUGCUCAAUAUUCCCACUGCUGAGCCAAUGUCAUUUAUGUCAUGAACUGAAGGAAUAUGUUGUUAAAUAGUGAAAUCUCUGACCAUUUUGCUGUUUUAUACAAUGUCUUGUAAUGUACAACAGGAUUUAUUAUGUAUGUAUGUAUUGACCAGUUAGGCAUAUGAGCUAUAUCACGUCAUUUAAAAUCACUUUUUUUCUUUUGAAAGCUUUAGAUAGAGACUUGUAAUUUAUUACAGGUUGAGAAAAGGCUUAGUUUGAGAGUUUAUAGCACAAUUACUUCUUUAACAAGAUGCAUAGCCAAGUACAGGACAGGAUUACCAACUGAAUGAAAUGGGCCGCUGCUCAAGAAGCCCCAAAAGCCCCAUUUGUGCUAAUUUAAUUGAAGAUUUGUAUGGUAACAUGCACAACUAAACCACAAUAUCAACUGACAUAUAAGGGGUCAUUCUUUAAUUGCUUAAUAGGUGCCCAGCAGCUCAUUUUUUGCUUCCAGACUACCCAGAAUGUUAAUCCAGCCAAUCGUGCAAUGUGAAUCUUUUAUUUUUUCGCUGUCACGUAUUGAUAUUGUGUGCCUUAGAUCCGUGCUGUCGACUGCUGCAUUAUCAGCAAUAGGAAUGGAACAGUGUCUUUUUCACUUUUUAUGUAUUUAUGUAAGCCACUGAAUUGUCCAUUCAAAUAAAUGUGAUAACACAUUA
Molecule: messenger RNA, 2447 nt
Organism: Scomber scombrus (Atlantic mackerel)
Lineage: Eukaryota; Metazoa; Chordata; Actinopteri; Scombriformes; Scombridae
Exons: 2
Coding region: 90-1079 (329 amino acids)
Source: RefSeq, a predicted model, not a curated record